Molecule: messenger RNA, 2062 nt
Organism: Gilbertella persicaria
Lineage: Eukaryota; Fungi; Mucoromycota; Mucoromycetes; Mucorales; Choanephoraceae
Exons: 2
Source: RefSeq, a predicted model, not a curated record
GGCAAUGAAUAAAAUAACCAAAAAAUCCAUUUUUUUCAUUUCUUUCAAUUAUAUACUAUAUAGUGUAAUAGCUUUCUUCUAGCCAAUACUAUCUAUUAUGAAAAGAAGUGGAAAACAGUCUGAUAAUGGUCGUGGAAUCAAUACUGGUAAAGUCGAAUAUUAUAGUAAAUAGAUGAAAUCCCAUUGACCACACUUUUUCUGAUACAACAGAAGAAACCGAACAAGAAGUUACUGAAGAUAAUUGAGAUGAAGAUUUCCAACCGAUUAUGUAUAGAAAAAGAACUAAAAACACGCCGUAUAGUUCUGAAAAUAAAAAGGCUAAACUAAAUAAUGUGGUCCAUACCUCUUCUAAUACAAGUGCUACUGCUAGCUCAAGCUCCAUAAUAAUCAACCUCAGCUCUUCAGCAGUCAAACCAAGCUCUUCAGUAGUUGAAUCAAGCUCUUUAGUUGCUGAAUCAAGCUCCUCCAAUUCAAAUGUUGCCAAUUCAAGCUCCCCAGUUUCUGAACAAAUUAAACAAGUGAUCACUAUUCAAAAUAUUUGGAAUCAGGAUCAUGUACGACCUUUAUACGAUUUAGUCGACAAUGUCAAUAUACUAGUUUUACAUACUUAUAGUUUCUCAAAAUACAUAUUUUUGGAGGAGCUAAAGAAUAGCAUUGACUUCAGCUUGGCAGAUUUUGUAACAAAGGAGUUUUUCGUAGAGGUGUUUCUGGCUCUGAUCAUUCGUCGUAAUGUUCCUGGAAAGGUAAAAGAUAGAACCGCUAUCUAUCGUGAAUUGAUAUCUCGUCACAAAUCAUCGUAUUUUGAAGAUGCUCAAUAUACUCCGUUUGAGAUAAAGUACGCGCAACAGCUCGCAUUGUACGAAUGUACUAAAAUUAAUACGGCUUACCACAAUAAUAUCAAGGCACAUUUUGGUAACAGAUUGCGUAUGUUAUUGAACAUGCUUUCUAAAAAAGAAGAAAAGUUACUCAGUCUCGAUCAUCGUAUGAAAGCUGUAAAUGCCACGAAACAAGCUAUAAAAGAAGCCCGCCGAAAAGAAGUAUUUGAACCCUUUAACAAAAUGAAAUUCGCUGUAUCAAAAAAAGAAAUUCCUUCUUCGGACGUCCUGGAUGAAAAAGCAUUAUCAUCUGUAAGGGACUUACUAUCAACUUACCCAAACAACUACAAAUUCGAAAAGAAUUCUAUCUAUUAUGAUGUUAAAGCUCACCCAGAGAAGCAUUUCAAUGCUUUCUACAAGAUUGCUAAACUUCUGGAAACUGAAGCAGCUAAAACAUUUAAUUGUUUUCCAAUCAAAACAUCGUUUAUACCAUCCUACAUUACUCUGGAUUCCAAAAUAGUUCAUCAUCACAUACUGAAGCAGAAAACUUCCUUCAAGGCGGAACAAAAGUUUGAGAUUUGGAGCAACGUCGUUAAUUUAAACAAGAAAUCAUUCAAACCUCAAGGACUUAAUAAAUCUCUACGAUUUCAGGGUACCAUUGAAACUGAUGGUAUUUGUGCUUCGGUGUUAAAACAGAAUAUCACCACGGGUAAAAAGCAGCCAAGAAUGAAUAAUAAGAAGACAGAUACUAUCGACGAGGAGUAUGUCGAAAAUAUACUACCUGCUACACUGAAGGAAAACCAAGGCAAAUACGUUUUAAUUGACCCUGGAAGACGAGACCUUAUGUUUUGCAUGCAAGAGUCAAGUACGAAGGAGAAGCCCCAAAUUCUAAAAUAUACAAAAAUCACUAGAAAUAAGCUGACUAGACAUAACAAAAUAUUAAGCAAACAAAAUACGCCAGAGUCAGUAAAAAUCGCCCAACUCAUUUUGUCUAAAACCGUAUCUUCUUCAGUAGACAUUACAAAAUUUAGGGAUUACAUCAAAACCAGAGCCUCUGUCACACAUGUAUUAACGAGAUAUUAUGGAAAUGAAACAAUGACGAUCAAUGAAUCAUAUUUCCCUGGAUCUGUCACGGAAUUCUCAAUACGACGAGGAUGUUUAUACUAUGGAGAUUUGUUUGUUAUAAAUUUUCGAGGAUAUUAUCCGCAACCGAAAGACACUACUAGCACCACUACUGAUUUGAAUUU